This is a messenger RNA of Heterotrigona itama, 2542 nucleotides long. The record is from the annotation of a GenBank genome assembly. NCBI's taxonomy places the organism in Eukaryota, Metazoa, Arthropoda, Insecta, Hymenoptera, Apidae.
AUGAAGGGUACCAAAGGAUAGAUGUUCUAUUCCUAUUUCAGCCUCGUAAGGUUUCUGUGUGCGGCACUAAAGAUACACCAAGGUAUUCUUAAAUCCUCGUUAACUUAAUAAACUCCUUCUUAAGACUGUUUACCGUCUUAGAUCAUAACAAUAUAUAGAAAACUAGACGUAAGGGUACAUAUGACAGGGUCGAAGCAAGAGGUUGGUUCAUAUUUAAACAGAAGUCGAACGGCGCAGACACGAGCCGCAUCCAACAGUGGACCUAAUAGCCUUCCUACAUCCUUCUGUUAAAUUUAAAAAAAAAAACCUUCCAACCGAAAUCAAACUGAGACGUGUACUUGGAUUAGUUCGUUCGAUCACGAUUUUCUCCAAGUAGCUUAAAGGUGAGACGUAGAGGCGGAGUGACGGUGUCCUGAUUUCAUUUCAUAAGUGCUGUUUGAACGAGUUGGUGUAUUAAAAAUUUCCUGCACUGUUUCCCUCAGAUAUUUCUCUUUUAAAUACAAUACGAAGAAGAUUUAGAUGGUCAGCUAUUUUGUUCAAAUGUUCAAAUAAGCUCGAUGGAAGUUCCUUUUGUUUGAACAGAUCGAGGAGAUAAGGCAGUUCGAAUAAUUGAGCAAACUUUCGAUAAUAAGAAAUUCAGUUGUCAUGUGCAGCUUUUUUUCAUUAGUUUUUUGACAUUGUAUAGCUUACUUUAAAUACAAACAAAAUGAUUUGCACGCACUUAUUACAAGAAUACGCGUUCGUAUAUCGCGAAUUUACGGUCGACCGUAGAUUGAAUAAUAGAGGCUAAUAUGAGUUAAACAGAUAUAAACGAAGUGCAGAUAAAAUUCUACAUCUUGUCGAACAUCUUGUUGAAUAAUUUCAAAGCACUAGUACGAACUAGUUUAAAUAAUCAGAAGAAAGGAAAGAAAGAGAGAAAAGAAAGCAUGUAGUCUUAAAGGAGUCAUUUGAACAUUUACAGAGUCAAGAUGCUUCCUGUUUCGGGACCCAGCUACCAAGCUUACUCAUAUGGAGGUUCAAAGUUUGGAAAUCAAACGGUGGUUGACAAGGUUCCACCUGAUAUGCUCCAUCUAAUCGACGCCCAUUGGUAUCAAUACCCACCUCUAAAUCCAAUGUGGCAUGGAAUCCUUGGAUUUGUGAUAGGAAUGCUUGGUUUCAUCUCAGUUUCGGGGAACGGCAUGGUUGUCUACAUAUUUCUUUCGACAAAGAGCCUUCGUACGCCAAGCAAUUUGUUUGUAAUCAAUCUUGCCAUGAGUGAUUUCUGUAUGAUGUUCUUCAUGUCUCCGCCUAUGGUGAUCAGUUGUUAUUACGAGACAUGGGUACUUGGACCUCUCUUCUGUCAAAUUUACGCGAUGUUGGGGUCGUUGUUCGGAUGUGGCUCCAUAUGGACGAUGACGAUGAUUGCAUUCGACAGAUACAAUGUGAUCGUUAAAGGUUUAUCCGGUAGGCCAUUAACCAUUAACGGGGCUCUCCUCCGUAUACUGGGCAUAUGGGCGUUCUCUCUGAUUUGGACUAUCGCGCCUAUGUUAGGCUGGAAUAGAUAUGUACCAGAGGGUAACAUGACCGCAUGCGGUACCGAUUACUUCAGCAGAGACAUAGUGUCUGUUUCUUACAUUAUAUUAUACAGCAUCUGGGUUUACUUCAUCCCGCUGUUCCUUAUUAUCGGGAGUUACUGGUAUAUCAUCCAAGCGGUAGCUGCCCAUGAGAAGAAUAUGCGCGAACAAGCCAAAAAGAUGAAUGUGGCAUCUCUCCGAUCAUCCGAAAAUCAGAAUACUAGUGCGGAGUGUAAAUUGGCGAAAGUUGCCCUUAUGACAAUCUCUUUAUGGUUUAUGGCUUGGACUCCAUAUCUAGUCAUCAACUUCUCUGGCAUCUUCAAUCUUGUUAAAAUCAGUCCGCUUUACACCAUCUGGGGCUCUCUGUUUGCCAAAGCCAAUGCAGUUUACAAUCCAAUCGUUUAUGGAAUUAGUCAUCCGAAGUACCGAGCUGCAUUGUUCGCGAAAUUCCCAUCAUUAGCAUGCGCCGCCGAACCAGCAGCUACAGAUGCUACAUCUACUGUUUCCGGUACAACUACUGUUGCAGACAGCGAAAAAUCCAAUGCAUACAUUGUAAUAAUCAAAAUAUUACCUAUUCCAUCCUACUAGAGGUAAGAUUGUCCAUAUUGAACCAAAAGACCAAAUACCUAAUAUUUGAACUAUAGCUCUUUUGAUGAUGCAUAUAUACCUUCACUAUAACAUUAUACCUAUCUAAAGCAAUAGCUGUCAUGGUCCAUAUAGAAGCACAUCCACAUAAUGAUCCAACCAUUGCAUAAAUAUCACACAUUAAGGAGGACACAUAAAACCCAUCAUAAUGAAAUCAGAAAAAGCAAGAUUUACUACAAGAAGAUUACUUGGUGUUCUUAAAGCUGGUGUCAUUAUAAAUACAUAAACCACUACACCAUUUCCACACCAUCCUAUAAUACCUAAUAUUAUCAUAACUAAACCUAAGAUUUUAUGCCAUAAUGGAUCCAAUGGAGGAAACUGAUACCUAUAUUUUGAAAUUUAAG